Messenger RNA from Cynara cardunculus var. scolymus (artichoke), 879 nucleotides. RefSeq names its product NEP1-interacting protein 1-like. Lineage: Eukaryota; Viridiplantae; Streptophyta; Magnoliopsida; Asterales; Asteraceae. The transcript has 4 exons. The record is from RefSeq and is a predicted model, not a curated record. Bases 182 to 796 code for a protein of 204 amino acids.
AAGUGGAGAGCUACGUAGCUCCUCUGAAUCCAUCCUUAAAUGCACUCUUCUUCUCUGUUUGCUCUUCUAUAAAUGCAUUCCACUGAGCUCAUGACCCUAAUUCAAUCACUUUCACUCUCUCUUGCGUGUUUCCAUCGAUCGACCAAUCCAUUUGGGUACACACAAACCAAUCUCUACAUCAAUGGCGGAUUCUAAAUUCGGAGUUUUCUUCAAUGUUUUCAACAGAGUAUCCAUGGCUGUUCUCGCUUGCAUCGUCUCUCUUGGAGGAGCAACAGUGGGAAUCAUAACCGGAGCAAUCAAAGGUCCGACCACAGAAACGGGUCUGGUCCGUGGAGCCACCGUGGGUGCAAUCACCGGUGCCAUUACAGCCUUGCAGCUCAUGGAUAUGAUGGCUAAUGGCGAACCAUUCUCAAAGGUAUCACUGUUAUGUAGUCUUGUAAAUGGACAAGUAUUUACUGAAUGGGUCACACCUGCUGUGCUCAAAGCUUACCAGUGGCAAAUUAGUGGAGUUGAAACGAGUUUUGUGGAGAUUUUUGAUGGGUUUGAGAGCAAUGGGUCAAAAGGGUUAUCUGAAGAUUCGAUAGAGAAAUUACCCAGAUGCAUGUUCAAGAUUUCUUGCAAGAAGAUUAGAAGAAACGGAAGCCAUGAAAGCAGUUGUGUAAUUUGUUUACAGAGCUUCAAGAACAGAGAAGAGGGAAGAGAGUUGCCAGGUUGUAGACAUACAUUUCAUUUAAAAUGCAUUGACGAGUGGCUAAUUAGGAGUGGUUCAUGUCCGAUUUGCAGAAGGAAUGUUUAGGGAUCAAUUGUGUCAAAUUUAAAACCUAAAGGGGUUGGUUUGUCAUGUUUUGGAAGUGUAAAUGAAAUAUGUUUUCUUUAGAA